UGGUCUUUGGUGUUGUUUUCAUUAUCAAUUCUACAUCAAUUACCACAUUUUAAUAAGAAAGCUAAGUUUAAAAGUGUUAAAUGUGUGCUUCAUACUUCAUAAAGUGAAUUAAGCUAUUUAUAAUCAUGACGACAAAUCCGAGAAAAGGCACCGACCCGGGGCCCUUGGAAGAAAGUGAUCAGCUUACAAUUCGACCAUUGGGAGCCGGCCAGGAAGUCGGAAGAUCAUGUAUUAUGCUGGAAUUCAAAGGAAAGAAAAUUAUGUUGGACUGUGGUAUCCACCCGGGGCUGUCGGGCAUGGACGCCCUGCCGUUUGUGGACCUGAUAGAGGCAGAUGAAGUUGACCUUCUUCUGAUUUCACAUUUCCACCUGGACCACAGUGGAGCCCUGCCCUGGUUCCUCACUAAGACGUCGUUCAAAGGCCGAGUGUUCAUGACGCACGCCACCAAGGCCAUCUACCGCUGGCUGGUCUCGGACUACAUCAAAGUCAGCAACAUAUCAACAGAGCAGAUGCUGUACACCGAGUCGGACCUGGAGGGCUCCAUGGACCGCAUCGAGACGGUGAACUUCCACGAGGAGAAGGACGUGCGGGGCGUGCGCUUCUGGGCGUACAACGCCGGCCACGUGCUGGGCGCCGCCAUGUUCAUGAUCGAGAUCGCGGGCGUCAAGGUGUUGUACACGGGAGACUUCUCGCGGCAGGAGGACAGGCAUCUGAUGGCAGCCGAGAUUCCCACCGUGCAUCCAGAUGUACUCAUCACUGAGUCCACGUACGGCACCCACAUCCACGAGAAGCGCGAGGAGCGCGAGAGCCGCUUCACCGGGCUCGUGCAGGACAUCGUGACCCGCGGCGGCCGCUGCCUAGUGCCCGUGUUCGCACUAGGGCGGGCGCAGGAGUUACUGCUCAUUCUAGACGAGUACUGGUCCCUCCACCCCGAGCUCCAAGACGUACCGAUCUACUACGCUUCAUCUCUGGCCAAGAAAUGUAUGGCUGUCUACCAAACAUACGUAAAUGCCAUGAACGACCGCAUUCGGAGGCAGAUCGCGGUCAACAACCCCUUCGUGUUCAGGCAUAUCUCCAACCUUAAGGGUAUCGACCAUUUCGAGGACAUCGGUCCGUGCGUGAUACUGGCGUCGCCCGGCAUGAUGCAGUCGGGGCUGUCGCGGGAACUGUUCGAGUCCUGGUGCACCGACCCCAAGAAUGGAGUCAUCAUUGCCGGUUACUGCGUCGAAGGCACACUGGCCAAGACAAUCCUUUCCGAGCCUGAAGAAGUAACAUCCAUGUCAGGCCAGAAGCUGCCACUACGGAUGUCGGUCGAUUACAUCUCCUUUUCCGCCCACACCGACUAUCAGCAGACCUCAGAAUUUAUCAACAUACUGAAACCACCGCAUGUCGUGUUAGUCCAUGGCGAGCAAAACGAGAUGUCCCGUCUAAAGGCUGCUCUACAGCGCGAGCACCGCGGCGCGCUCCAUGUGCACACACCGCGCAACACACAACAACUAUCGCUCACGUUCAGAGGGGACAAGACUGCUAAGGUGAUGGGGUCCCUGGCGGUGGAGCCCCCCGAAGAAGGGAAACAACUUCAAGGCAUAUUGGUCAAACGGAACUUCAACUACCACAUAUUGGCGCCGCAGGACCUCAAUAAAUACACGGAGCUGACGCAAUCCGAAGUGUCCCAACGACAAUCCAUCCACUACGCCGGCUCGCUGGCGCUUCUGCGGCAUGUGGUCGUGCAGGUGGCCGGCAACGUGGAGUUCGUGACGGAGACCAAGUGGCGGCUGUACCAGUGCGUCGAGCUCACGGUCGACAACGGCAUGAUCACACUAGAGUGGCAAGCGUCGCCGGUGUCGGACAUGUACGCGGACGCGCUGGUGGCGGCCAUCUUGUCGGCGUCCUCCCUCCCCACCCCGCGCGCCCUGCCGCUCGCGCCCAAGCUGGACCGCAUGCACUUCAAGGAGUGCGUGAUCGAGAUGCUGCAGGAGAUGUUCGGCGAGAACUCGGUGCCCAAGAUGUUCAAGGGCGACAAGCUGCACGUGGACGUGGCCGGCAAGCGCGCCGACAUCGACCUGGCGCACAUGGAGGUGGUGUGUUCCGAGGACGAGAACAUCGAGCGCUGCGUGCAGGCGGCCAUCAGCAAGCUGUACUCCGCGCUGGCGCCCGUGCGGCCGCCGCCGCCGCCGCCGCCCGUGUAG
Molecule: messenger RNA, 2189 nt
Organism: Cydia fagiglandana
Lineage: Eukaryota; Metazoa; Arthropoda; Insecta; Lepidoptera; Tortricidae
Gene: Cpsf73
Product: cleavage and polyadenylation specificity factor 73
Exons: 17
Coding region: 126-2189 (687 amino acids)
Biological process (GO): mRNA 3'-end processing by stem-loop binding and cleavage
Cellular component (GO): mRNA cleavage and polyadenylation specificity factor complex
Molecular function (GO): RNA endonuclease activity; 5'-3' RNA exonuclease activity; RNA binding
Source: RefSeq, a predicted model, not a curated record